AGCUUUGUGGAUUCAAAGGAUUUGCUUUCGCUUCUGAAAGAGCCGCUAUUCUUUGAUGAUUGGGUAGCGGCAAACUUCAAAGCCAUAAAUCUUCCCUCUGACUGGCUGGCAGCCCAGCAAAGUCCUUAUCAAAUUCUUGGAGGUGAUCCUGAAGCGCUCAGACCGCGCGCGGGGCGACGAGCGGGGAGGGCCCCGGCCCGCAGAGCCGGCGCUGGGAGGAACGCUGGGCGGCCGCUCGUCCUCGCCCUCGAGUCUCCAUGCCUCGGCGGCGCCCUGCUCCGCAGCCAACGUCCCGCAAGCUGUAGCCAUGGCCGCCGUGGCCGUCCUCCGGAACGACUCGCUGCAGGCCUUCCUCCAGGACCGCACCCCCAGCGCCUCCCCGGACCUGGGCAAGCACUCGCCCCUGGCGCUGCUGGCCGCCACCUGUAGCCGUAUCGGCCAGCCGGGCGCCACGGCGCCCCCGGACUUCCUGCAGGUGCCCUACGACCCCGCGCUGGGCUCGCCCUCCAGGCUCUUUCACCCGUGGACCUCCGACAUGCCUGCGCACUCGCCCGGCGCGCUGCCGCCCCCGCACCCCAGCCUGGGGCUGACGCCGCAGAAAACGCACCUGCAGCCGUCCUUCGGGGCGGCGCACGAACUGCCGCUCACGCCCCCCGCCGACCCCUCGUACCCCUACGAGUUCUCACCCGUCAAGAUGCUGCCCUCGAGCAUGGCGGCGCUGCCCGCCAGCUGCACGCCUGCAUACGUGCCCUACGCGGCACAGGCGGCGCUGCCGCCCGGCUACUCCAACUUGCUGCCCCCGCCACCCCCGCCCCCGCCGCCCACGUGCCGCCAGCUGUCCCCCAACUCAGCCCCCGACGACCUCCCGUGGUGGAGUAUCCCGCAGGCCGGCACGGGUCCGGGGCCGUCUGGGGUUCCGGGGAGCAGCUUAUCUGGCGCCUGUGCCGGGGGCCCCCACGCGCCGCGCUUCCCGGCCUCAGCGGCCGCUGCUGCCGCCGCCGCCGCCGCCCUGCAGCGUGGCCUGGUGCUGGGCCCGUCGGACUUCGCGCAGUACCAGAGCCAGAUCGCCGCGCUGCUGCAGACCAAGGCCCCCCUGGCGGCCACGGCCAGGAGGUGCCGCCGCUGCCGCUGCCCCAACUGCCAGGCGGCGGGCAGCGCCCCGGAGGCAGAGCCGGGCAAGAAGAAGCAGCACGUGUGCCACGUGCCGGGCUGCGGCAAGGUGUACGGCAAGACGUCGCACCUGAAGGCGCACCUGCGCUGGCACACGGGCGAGCGGCCCUUCGUGUGCAACUGGCUCUUCUGCGGCAAGAGCUUCACGCGCUCGGACGAGCUGCAGCGGCACCUGCGGACUCACACGGGCGAGAAGCGCUUCGCGUGUCCCGAGUGCGGCAAGCGCUUCAUGCGCAGCGACCACCUCGCCAAGCACGUCAAGACGCACCAGAAUAAGAAGCUCAAAGUUGCGGAGGCCGGGGUCAAGCGGGAGGACCCGCGGGACCUGUGAGCCUCCCCGGGGGCCGCUUGAGGCCUCUCCCGCCUCGGACUCCCUUCUCAGCACCUCUUAGGGGAGGCUCCGGGGGCCUGUGGGCAGGUGGCCGAGGGGAGACCCAACAGAGGCACUUGCCUCUUCCUGCUGCCCGAUUCCCAAAGUGACGCCAGGCUCCCGGCUUCCCUGGCCCGGCCCGCGGACAGGGGCCCUGUGCCCGGGAGGGGCAGGGGAGGCCGGGCUGGGAGCUCUGCGUCAGUCACGCAAGGGCAGUUUCAAGCUCUGGACCAUUCCCUUCGUCGGGGAGACCUACAGUUUUCGGGGACCACCCUGGGCUGACCUUGUAUAUAGGAAACGCUGCUGAAUCAAAGCGGACGGCCCUUGGCAGAUUUGAAAUAGUGCUGGGGUUUUUUGCUAGGACCGGGCCGGGCUUUGUACAGGUUAUUUAAUAGCUUUGUUAAAGAAUAAUUAUAAUAAUUAUAACAUUAAUAAAAAUGUUAACUUCUGUCCUCAGCUCCAUGCAGAGCUACAGCAUGAAAUGUCUCUGUAAAGCAAUCAGCAGUUGCAGCGUGAAAAUAAAUACGUUAACUCCGGGGUCACCUCGGGAGGACCCCGCUG
Messenger RNA from Equus quagga, 2101 nucleotides. RefSeq names its product Sp5 transcription factor (gene SP5). Gene Ontology annotation, molecular function: DNA-binding transcription factor activity, RNA polymerase II-specific; RNA polymerase II cis-regulatory region sequence-specific DNA binding. The transcript has 2 exons. The record is from RefSeq and is a predicted model, not a curated record. Lineage: Eukaryota; Metazoa; Chordata; Mammalia; Perissodactyla; Equidae. Gene Ontology annotation, biological process: regulation of transcription by RNA polymerase II. The coding region runs from base 308 to 1501 and encodes 397 amino acids.